GGAAAUUCUCAAUUCAACUCUAAUCAAGGCUUAUUGUGUAUUAGUAUAAUAAAAAACAAUUAAUUGAUUUUGCGACGAUUACUAUUCAUCUUUAGUGCAUGAAGCUCAACUAGAUCAUCUUCGUCUUUAGAGUAAUUACAUGAAGCAAAGCGAAAUAAAAUAAAAUCAAAGCAAUAAUUUUCAUUGUUAUUAAAUAAUUAUAAAAAAUAAAAAUGCUAUGGGUCGUCUAUUUUAAACAUCGAUAAGCAAUUGUAACGAAAGAAGUAAACAUUAUAAACGAAUGAUAAUAAGAACGAUAAGACAGCAUAGCCAGCCAGUCAGUAAAUACAAUAUUUAGAGUCCUGAUUAGAAAAUUUAAAAGAAGGAAGUUAGAGAAAAUACUCAAACAACAAUCACAUUCAGCGAAUCAAUAAUAAACUGUCUGUCUGUCUUAACUAUAAAACUGUCUGCCUGUUUCAUUUGUACAUAUUUUUGUUUUUAUUUAUACACACAUUGUGAUAAAUAUUGUUUUUGUUUUGACUCAGUACAACAUAGUUCAGCUCAGAACGCCCUCAAAUCAUUGUUAAAGUUUAAGUUACAAUUUACCCGCUUAUAUUUGUUUCAAAUCAGUCAUUUUUCAAUACACAAACAAAGAAAAAUAAUAUAUUGAAUAUAAACAGGCCAUAAUAACUGCUGCUUGACUGAUAACACCAUAACAGAAGUCAACACAUUUUGAAAACAGUUACAAUCGAAAUAUCAACGAAUAAAGUAGCUCCUGCUCUCAUUCUCAUCUGAAACUUGCGCUUAAUUUUUCAUCAGACUAGCACAAUAUGAGCGACGAUAAUUUACCUAUAGUCGAAAAUGAACAUCAACCUGCAUCUAUUCGGCGUGGACCACCCGAUAAUGAAUUGGAUCCCCAACCUACCGGAUGCGGUGCUUCGGCAUGCUGUAAUCCCUCCAGCGGAUUUCAUCGUUUUCUGGCUUUGAUUUUCAUGUGUCUUUUGGGUUUUGGUUCCUACUUUUGUUAUGAUAAUCCCGGCGCCUUACAAGAAGUCUUCAAAAAGGAUUUAAACAUCACAACCACUGAAUUUACUCUUAUAUAUUCAAUUUAUUCCUGGCCCAAUGUUGUUCUAUGUUUUGUGGGUGGUUUUCUAAUUGAUCGUGUUUUUGGCAUACGUCUGGGCACCAUUAUCUACUUAUUUAUACUGUUGAUUGGUCAAUUGCUUUUCGCCUCAGGUGGUAUAUUGGGCACUUUCUGGAUAAUGAUUGUCGGUCGUUUUAUAUUCGGUAUUGGUGCCGAAUCAUUGGCUGUGGCUCAGAAUAACUAUGCCGUUUUAUGGUUUAAGGGUAAAGAAUUGAAUAUGGUGUUUGGUUUGCAAUUGUCGGUGGCACGUUUUGGCAGUACAGUUAAUUUUUGGGUAAUGCAACCCAUUUAUAAUUAUGUUACGAAAUAUUAUCCCGAUCAUAGGGCUCUAGGUGUGGUAUUGCUGCUGGCAGCUGGCACCUGUGUCAUGUCAUUAAUAUGUGCUCUUAUACUGGGCUGGAUGGAUAAAAGAGCUGAACGUAUUUUACAGCGUAAUAACAAUCCUUCAGGUGAAAUUGCCAAACUAAGUGAUAUAACUACAUUCAAAGUUACUUUUUGGAUGGUGUCCAUUAUUUGUGUGGCUUAUUAUGUGGCCAUAUUCCCCUUUAUUGCUUUGGGCAAAUCUUUCUUCAUGGACAAAUUCCAUUUAACGCCUGAUGAAGCCAACAAUGUUAACUCCAUUGUUUAUCUUAUUUCUGCAGUAGCUUCUCCUCUGUUUGGUUUCAUUAUCGAUAAGACAGGUCGUAAUGUUUCAUGGAUUUGUGCUGCCACUUUGUCGACCAUAGGAGCUCAUACUUUAUUAGCUUUUACCAUGUUGAAUCCCUAUGUUGGUAUGGUUUUAAUGGGUCUAUCCUACUCUAUGUUGGCGGCUAGUCUUUGGCCUUUGGUGGCAUUAAUUAUUCCUGAAUAUCAAUUGGGCACUGCUUAUGGAUUCUGUCAAUCUGUGCAGAAUCUUGGUUUAGCAGUCAUUACAAUUUUGGCUGGCAUGAUUGUUGAUAAUAGUAAUGGUGAUCAUACCUAUGUGGAAUUAUUCUUCUUAGGCUGGUUAACAAUUGCCUUGAUAUCCACUUGUGUAAUAUAUGUGUAUGAUCGCAAAACUGGAGGAAAUUUAAAUCUGACACCAGCUCAACGUACCGAAUACAAUAAUGCAAUUGCUGCGGCUAGAUUGAUGAAUGCAGGUGAUGGUGUAAAUAAUGAUGAAUAUGCCAGUGAUCAGGAGCCAUUGCUAAAUAAUUAAACGAAACACAAUUAAUACGAACUCAUUUGUUGCUAACAUUUUUGUAAAUUCGAUUUGAUAAAACAACCACCAUACAUACAACAAAUAAAUAUAUUUUUAGUUUAUUUAAUGGGAAAAUUAAAAAAAAUAAUAAUUAAAACCAA
This is a messenger RNA of Lucilia sericata (common green bottle fly), 2443 nucleotides long. RefSeq names its product major facilitator superfamily domain-containing protein 1-like. Gene Ontology annotation, biological process: transmembrane transport. Lineage: Eukaryota; Metazoa; Arthropoda; Insecta; Diptera; Calliphoridae. Gene Ontology annotation, cellular component: lysosome. The record is from RefSeq and is a predicted model, not a curated record. Gene Ontology annotation, molecular function: transmembrane transporter activity.